Molecule: messenger RNA, 2562 nt
Organism: Vicia faba (fava bean)
Lineage: Eukaryota; Viridiplantae; Streptophyta; Magnoliopsida; Fabales; Fabaceae
Source: the annotation of a GenBank genome assembly
AUGGCAGAGGACGAGGAAGACGACGAGAGCUUCGGCGACUUCAAGUUCGCUUCCGUUCCCAAUCAACCACUCCCUUCCACCUCCGGUUGGGGCAACUUCGUCAACCAUUCCAAUCACAUCAAUGGCACCACCGUUUCAAAACCCUCUGAUCCAUUUACAGUUUCCCCGGAUCCCCUCGGGAAAACCGCAAACAAAGCUCGCGGAGCUAUUCCGCUUUCAAUCUUCGGCGAGGAAGAAGAUGAUGAACCUGUUUCUGAUUCCAGUUCCAAUGAUUUUUUCUCCAACGGUGGUGGUGCUGUUGUGAAAAAGGGAUCCGAUUCGAAUGGUUCCGUUGGAAUUAGUGAUUUGAUUUCCAAUUUGUAUCAUCAGCAAAACGGAUCAGCUUUGAAAUCCAAUGUCGGCUCUACCAGUCCGAAGAAAUCGAGUGUAAACGAUUUGAAUCAGGAUGAGGAGGACGACGAGGACGAUGGAUGGGAAUUCAAGUCUGCGGAACGGGAAACUGUAAAUGAAAACUUCAAUGUUAAGGUUGAAACGCCCAAGCAUGGUAACAGUGCAGUUGGAGCUGGUGCUUUGUUAGACUCAUCUGACAAAGUUGGUGAACGGAACCUGGGGUUUGAGUUCAGUCCUAUUUCUGCAUCUCACAGCCUACAGCUAAGUCCGAAAGGUGAAUCAAAUGAAAAUGGAGCUGGGUUUACCAUGUUCAAUCAAACUUUUGGGAAGUUGGCAAAUGCACAUUCAUGGCCAGGAUCAGAUCAAACUUUGGAAGCACCAAAAAAGGAUAAUUUAUAUCCCACUGCUGUAGAAGCACUCAAUGAUGAUGGUGGAGCUUCCCAUAGUACUGUUGAUCCAUAUCUUGCAUCACAAUCUCAUCAAUCUAAUGGGUGGGGCUUUGACUUUAAUUUCAAAUCUAGUUCCAUGGGCAAAAACAGUGUAUUUUCAGAGUCAUACUUCGUAACGGAAAAAAACCACGAUGAAAACAACAAAAGCAGUGCCUCUCCAACCAAUGUAAAUGAUGAUUCAAAUUUCAAUUUGUUAGAACCAAAAGACGCAGUCACGGAAAUAGGAAUAAAACAUGAGAAGCCGCUAACAGCUUCAGAGAAUCGUAGGGAAGCCUUGCCUCUGUCAAUUUUUGGUGAUGAUAUGCCUGAUACAAAUGAACAUUCUGUAUCUCAAGAUUUGUCUCCCCAUGCACCAGUAUCUCCAAUGCAGAACAACUUUAAUAGUCCUGGUUCCAACAUAUCUAUCAAUGACUUGAUAUGGAGUUUAUAUAGUCAAAGUGAAAACAAAACUUCUCCUAAUGUGACACCAAAAGCAAGUGAAAAUCAGAUACGUGCCUCCCUCGAAUUAACAGGCUCCGGUUUGGACUACAGUGAUGAUUUUGAUGAUGACUUUGGGGACUUUAAGGAUGCUUCACCUGAAACCACAUUAGCCCAGGAAUCUGCACGAAACACGUCUCUUAAUCAUCCAACAGAAGUCAAUCAGAAUGGGUUGCAAACUUCUUUGGAUGUUUUAAAUUCUGAUUUGAUCAAUGAUAAUGAUGGUUUUCAAGAAGAUUCGUGGGAAUUUAAGGAUGCUAUAUCUGGAAAAAGUACUCAAUAUCAAGCAUCUACUAUAGAUCACAGAGAUUUACAGAUGCAGUUAUCCACCAAAUUAAAACCAUCUGAUUGUGUGGAGUUUUUUAGCACAUUGAAGGAUGAGUUGUGCAAUAAUGUCCUGUUCCAUCUUCAGAACCUUAAGAAAGCUCAAGAGGUUGCAGCUCUUUCGGGUGAAGAUGCGAAAGUAAAAGCUCUUGAGGUGGAAAUUAAGGAAUUUUCUCGGAUACUGCAUCAGCAUCAUAUGAGUGUGCCCGUUGAAUAUCUCUCACAAAAUUAUUCGCCAAGAAAUGUGAACUUUGAUGAGCUUCUUAAAGUUUUAAAGGAGCCAAAGUUCCUACCUCUUGAAUCUGAAUACCAGCUAGCAUCAAGGUUGUCUGUGGCUGAGACGGAUAUAAAGUCUGCUAUGGAACUCUUGAAAGAAUCAGUAUCAACAUUAAGAAUUCUCAAGUUGGGGUCAGUAGAAGAACAAUCUAAUUAUCUUACAAUGUGGUCCAAGAUUGUCUUUGUUUGUUCUCAAGAGCUGCAACAUGGUGCUUAUACCUGGAAGCAAGCUGUACAAAAGAACGUCCAUGACCAGUUAUUAUCUAUCCCAAAAGGUGUUCAGUAUGUCCAUGCACUUGGAGAAAUUUAUAGAGUGGCAGAAAUUGUUGGAGCUUCGGCCAAAUUUCACAAACCAUGGAUCUUAUCAGGACUUGAAGAAGCUCUUUCUAGUGUAUCAAAUAAUAAUAACUUUGAUGCCAAUGGCAUCUCAAGGGACUUAGUUGAAUCCAUUAAGUACAUUCAUGAGCUUGAUGAGCAUGUACUUCAGACCUAUGUCUUUUCAGGAGAGGAAACUACGUGCCAAUUGUCAGCCUUGCCUGCUGGUUGCAUACCAGGAUUAAAUUUGGUGACGUGGAACGGGAAGCAUUGCUUUGUCAAGCUCGCAAACUUGUGGGUCAAUCUAAUAAGUUCAGAUCCUCCCAAGUGA